Amphiprion ocellaris (clown anemonefish) is the source of this 3928-nucleotide messenger RNA. It is a transcript of the gene lrrfip2, whose product is annotated as leucine rich repeat (in FLII) interacting protein 2. Gene Ontology annotation, biological process: regulation of DNA-templated transcription. The record is from RefSeq and is a predicted model, not a curated record. Lineage: Eukaryota; Metazoa; Chordata; Actinopteri; Pomacentridae. The transcript has 27 exons. Bases 910 to 3183 code for a protein of 757 amino acids.
AAAUGCUAGUUAGCACUCCUAGUUAGCUAACCAGAGAGCUGGCUAACCGUAGUAAACGUUAGUGUUAGUAUAUUUAGCUUGCUAACGCUAACGGCUCAGUACAUUGGUGUAAAUGAAGUUUUAACCUAGCUAAGGUCGUUGCUAUCCCCUUUCCUUACAGCACAUGGUAUAGAGAGACUAAUGUUGGCUUUGUUAGUGGGUAGAAACUGGACGAGGUAGCGUUAAUAUUUCAGUAACUUAUUCCAGCUGGUCGGUUGACGAUAGCUAAUAAUAAUUUAUCAUCCUGUCGUUCGGCGAGAUGUUUAUGAAUUCAUUCAGUCGCCCGCGGCGUUUUUGACGCUUGAUUUAAAAUUUUGGAUCCACGGGGUUUAGAUCAUCAGACGUCUACAAGGAGUGCUCAUGUGUCGCUUGGCUCCUCUGACUCAGCCGGGUCCUGAUCUAGGCGUUUUCCUCCGUGUCUGUACCAGUUAGCCAUGGUGAGCUUUUGUCUACUGACCUGUUAACUCUGAUAUUGCUUGGAUGUCCAGCAACAUAUGCCAUUAUGUUGAUGACGUGGGGUAUUAUUAAACCACCAGGCUUUGUCAGUGAACAGCCGCUGGCUCAGAUCAGUUUCAAAUUAAUAACUUGUGAUUGCUUAUAUGAUUGCUGUUUCUGUAGAUUUCAUUACUUGUCUUUUAUUGAAUUGUGUUCCUAUGCUAAUUUGUGAAGUUGCAGAGGUCCACACUAAAGCUGGUUAAUGUCACCCACAACUGUUUAUCCAAAGCUCUUGUAGGUGCCAUACAUGAGUGACUAUCUGUUUUUGCAGGAAUGGAAGCAAGAGAUAGGGCGUGCAUGGAUUAUUUUUAAAAACAGUCCUGUGAAUAUUUCGGCUGUGUACAACAUUGGUGGAGCUACAAUUUCAGUGGAAACAUGGGGACACAAGGCUCUGGUAGAAAGCGUGCUCCUCUAAAAGAUCGAUUCUCAGCAGAAGAUGAGGCUUUGAGUAGUAUUGCUCGGGAGGCGGAGGCGAGGCUGGCAGCCAAGAGGGCAGCUCGAGCAGAGGCCAGAGAUAUUCGAAUGAGGGAACUGGAACGGCAGCAGAAAGAGCUUUCUUACCACUCAUCCAGCAGUAGCAACAAAAAAUGGGGUCAGAUCCACCAGUGGAUGGCUGACACAGAAAAAGCCAGAUCCUCUAGUAGUAGUAGAUCCAGCAGCCGUCAUCGCCGGGGGCUGGAUGAUGAUGUCAUGUCAGUCCGCAGCUACAGGUCAACAUCAUCAGCAAUACGUGAUUUGGGGUCUAGCAAGAGUCGAUCCAGUUCCCGUAGAAAAGACGCCUUGUCUGAUGGCCUCUCCAUUAGCUCCACCCUCAAGAGUUCCCGCUCCACUAGUUCUGUGUACAAUGACCUGCAUGGCCAUAAAAAGGCUUCAUCCAGCUCUUCGAGGAAGGACCUGCUGACUGGACUGUACCAUGAUCAAAGGAACUACACCAGCCUUACGAAGACCAAACCACCGCCUCCACCCUCAACUUCCACCUAUCAGCCACGGGCCACCACUUCCUCGUCCUCCACCACCAGCACGGGGCUGUCUCGCAGCUACAGCAUGGCCUCUAUUUACGACGACACUGGUCUGUACGGCUCAGGCUACAGUUCAAAAGCUCCCUCUGAAUACAGCUGGUACUCCUCUGGAGCCAGCUCCACUCGCAGCAGCCCUGUGUCUUCCUCAGAUGAUGAUACUGUCAGCAGUGUGUCCCAGGAACGCUUCAACAGAGGCCGGAGGGACAGUGCGUGCUCAGACUUCUCAGACAUAAGUGAGUCAGCUGCUGAUUAUUUCAGCCGCUCCAACCGAAGGGGCAGUAUUGUGUCUGACCUUGAUGAUUUGAGCAUUCCAGAUUUGGACACUCUGGACGAAAAAUGUGACAAGCAGUAUUCAGAUUACAGUCGGCCAUCUUCCCGCUGUGCCACCCCGGGCCUCUCAGCGGCCACCUUGGCAUCACUGGGUGGCACCUCGUCACGACGAGGUAGCGCAGACACUGGUAGUGUCUAUGAACCCGACACCAGCCUGAGUGAACUUAGGGAUAUCUAUGAACUAAAGGACCAGAUUCAGGAUGUAGAAGGGCGGUACAUGCAAGGGCUUAAAGAGCUGAAGGAGUCACUAACAGAGGUGGAGGAGAAGUAUAAGAAAGCCAUGGUAUCGAACGCACAGCUGGACAACGACAAAGCCAACCUCAUCUAUCAAGCGGACACGCUCAAGGACGUCAUAGAGGAGAUGGAGGAACAAAUGGCAGAGAUGAAGAGGGAGCUGGAAGAAAAGUCAAAGGAACUAGAAAGACAGAAACACACAUGUACAGUUCUGCAGCAUAAGCAAGAAGAACUGAAAGAGGGAAUCCGCCAGAGAGAUGAGCUUAUAGAGGAGAGCCAGCGAAUGCAGACUAAGUUAGAUGCCCUCACCAGAGAGGUGUUUGACCUGCAGGAAACGAUAAACUGGAAGGACAAAAAGAUUGGGGCCCUAGAGAGGCAGAAAGAGUACUUUGAUUGCAUUAGGAAUGAGAGAGAUGAGCUCAGAGAUGAGCUCGCUGACAUCAAGGGGAAGUCCAAAGCAGGAGAGAAACACGGGCUGGUCAUCAUCCCAGACGGCACACCAAACGGGGAUGUCAGCCAUGAGCCUCUGUCCUCAGGGAUCACGCUGGUCUCCCAGGAGGCUGCCCAGGUGCUGGAGUCUGCAGGAGAAGGUCCGCUGGAUGUCAGGCUACGGAAGUUGGCAGAGGAGAAGGACGAACUGUUGGCUCAGAUCAGGAAGCUGAAGAACCAGCUGGAGGAGGAGAGACAGAAACACUCAAAGGUGGACAGUGCUUACACAGACGGAGAGAGGAUGGAGAACGGUACAGAUCUACACUUUAUUGAGAUGCAGAGAGAUGCUAACAGACAGAUUAGUGAAUACAAAUUCAAGCUUUCUAAAGCAGAACAGGAAAUGGGUACAAUGGAACAAAAUAUUAACAGACUUGAAGGGCAAGUGUCCAGGUACAAGGCAUCAGCAGAUAACUCGGAGAAAAUAGAAGACGAACUGAAAGCAGAAAAACGGAAACUGCAAAGAGAGCUGCGCACAGCUCUAGAUAAGAUCGAGGAGAUGGAGAUGACCAACAACCACCUAGUAAAGCGCCUUGAGAAGAUGAAGGCCAACAGGAACGCUCUUCUGUCACAGCAGUGAGGCAAGGCAGCGUCACCACAGAAGCCCUUAAACUCGCACCUCAGACCUCUGACUGCCAGACUGCAUCUGGAGCACAUUUCCAUUUUCCGCUGUAACACUUUAAGAUUUGUAGCUAACCAAAAACACUUAAAAACUUGUAGCACAGGCGAAAAACGGAACUGUGUCCUGUUUUUUUUUUUCUUUCUUUCUUUCUUUUUUUUUAUUACCGGAAGCAUUAGUAUUGUCUGGCAAGCCGCCAGUGUUUUUGGAGGAAUGACUCAGAAACCUGAAUAAUAAAACUCUAAAAGUUGCUGGGAGAUCCAUCUGAGGACAUUUCUCUAGUCACUACUUCAUUUUUCAGAGCUUUCUACUACAUCAUGUUAUUCAAGGUUUAAUUUCCCUCUGCCUGGGUGCUUGGCUGUACUUUUUGUGUAUUUGUUUUGUUGUUUUUUUUUUUUUUGAUAAGUUGCAUGAAUGAGAAUAAUGAUGCUUUUAAAAGAUUCAACCCUCGUGGCUCCUCAGGCCCCGCACCUUCCCAGCUUCCCCUCACACAGUGAAGUGCCUUUUCACACUAGGAGACUGGGGGUCUGCACCGCUCAAUGAAAUAAUUGUUUUAACAGGUACGGUAUGAUGUAUUUAAAAAGAAAAAGGUGCAGUCAUUAUUUGAAAAUAUAUAGAACCAGCUUUGUCUGCUGCGGUUUCAUUGAAAUUUUUUCAGAUAUUUAAAAGAUUUCUUGAAAAUAAAUGUGUAAUUUACAGAACUGUG